UUUGUUUUCGACGUGGGUGGACGAUGUGCCGCUUCGUUCCGCCGCUGAGUGCUUGUUUUUUUUGUAUUCCUUAGGUUUAAAUAAUAAAGUUUAGAAUAUAUUUAGCCAUAACUAAUCCGCACAUCGAUGAAAUUUGGCCAACAAUUGUGAUGUUCCCAUAUAACAGAUUUACGUGUAUUUAAAAAAAAUAUAUACAAACAAAUAGUAAAGUCAAAACUUUGCAGAUGCUGCACAAAUAAAACAACAACAAACUCGAUACGCCAACAUAUUUGCAAAAAAAAAAUAAAUAACAAAACUAUCUCCCUCCCCCUGGGAGAGCAGGUGCCCACAAAGCUCUCAUACCCUCCCGCACGUUAAGUCGGUGGAACGCAACGCCAGCAAAAUUUUAAUCAAGCCAUUCCAAAACAAGAAACGGCAAACGAAGCGAAGCCCGCAGAAUGCAUCCGAUGCAAGUCAACUGCGGCAUGGAUAUAGCAUUGCACUAAUUGAAGUCGAGAUCCUAGGGACCAAAGUACCAUGGACUACUCGUCGUCAUUUGUAUGCAAAGCAAAAGCAAUAGCACCAGGAGAAACGAAAAUGCAGAACAGCGGCUAAGCGGGAAGUCCACAAGCUGCAUUUAAGCCAAACAAACACAACCACAAGAAGCAAAAAAUAAAAAGCAACAAGAAAAAAAAGGAAACGCAAAAUCACUUUAGAUUUAUAUAGGCAAAAGAAGAAGGAGCUUCAGGAUGAUGAGUGCAGGUGGAACGUAUAUAUCCACAGCGAGUGUGGAAGUGCCACAGGCUUUGCAGGAUGGCGAGAAAUUUGUUAAAUGGGAUGAUGACUCGGGCAGUGGAACACCAGUUACAAUGCGUGUGGAUGCCAAAGGAUUCUUUCUCUGCUGGGUGGAUCAGAAUAAUGAGCUGGAUAUAUUGGAUAUAGCCACUAUACGGGAUGUACGUACUGGACAAUAUGCCAAGAAGCCAAAGGACUCUAAGCUACGUCAGAUUGUGACACUGGGGCCACAGGAUACGCUCGAAGAGAAAACUGUCACCAUUUGCCAUGGCUCCGAUUUUGUCAAUAUGACAUUUGUGAACUUUUGCUGCACCAGAAGGGACAUUGCCCAGCUCUGGUCGGAUGGCCUUAUCAAAUUGGCUUAUAGUCUGGCGCAAUUGAACGGUUCGGCCAUAAUGUUUCUGCAGAAGGCUCACACAAAGCUCUGUCUGCAGGUGGACAAGAGUGGACGGAUACCAGUGAAAAACAUCAUUAAACUUUUUGCGCAGAAUAAAGAGGAUCGCAAACGUGUCGAGAAGGCGCUGGACGUGACCGGUUUGCCAUCCGGCAAAGUCGAUAGUAUAUCGGUGUCAAAAUUUCAAUUCGAAGACUUUUAUAAUUUAUAUAAAUGUCUGACGCAACGUUCAGAGGUUGAGCGACUCUUUGACAGCAUUGUUGGCAACUCCAAGCGCAAAUGUAUGUCGAUUGCCCAAUUGGUGGAAUUUCUUAAUAAAACCCAACGUGAUCCACGCUUAAAUGAAAUCCUCUAUCCCUAUGCAAAUCCUGCCCGCGCCCAAGAACUCAUUCAACAAUAUGAGCCCAACAAGUUUAAUGCACAAAAAGGCCAGCUAAGUUUGGAUGGCUUUUUGAGAUAUCUCAUGGGCGAUGAUAAUCCCAUUAUGGCCCCCAAUAAACUCGAUCUCUGCGAUGAUAUGGAUCAACCGUUGUCGCACUAUUUCAUUAACUCUUCACAUAACACAUACCUAACUGGCCAUCAACUGACUGGUAAAUCAUCGGUGGAGAUAUAUAGACAAUGCCUCUUGGCCGGUUGCAGAUGCGUGGAACUGGACUUUUGGAAUGGACGUACCGAAGAGCCCGUCAUUGUGCAUGGCUAUACAUUUGUGCCCGAAAUCUUUGCAAAGGACGUGCUGGAAGCCAUCGCAGAGAGUGCAUUUAAAACAUCCGAAUACCCUGUGAUAUUGAGUUUUGAGAAUCACUGCAAUCCAAGGCAACAGGCGAAAAUUGCCAACUAUUGCCGCGAAAUAUUUGGUGAUAUGUUGCUGGACAAACCAAUGGAUUCUCAUCCAUUGGAGGCAAAUGUGGAUUUACCGCCACCUUCUAUGCUGCGGCGUAAGAUCAUUAUCAAGAACAAGAAGAAGCAUCAUCAUCACCAUCAUCAUCAUCAUCAUAAGAAGCCAGCACAGGCAGCCACGGCUGGUCAGGGAACACCAGCUGCCAGCAAUAAACUGACGACGGCCAAUUCAGUGGAUGCAGCAGCGAAAGCGGCAGCGCAACAAGUAGCAGCAGCAUCCCAUGAAGAUGGCCCAGUUGGAGCAGGCGGUGUACGCACAAGCACUGCCAAUGGUGACAUUGUGAGUGGUUCUGGAACGGGUCAUGCCCCACCGUUGCAACAAAUCCGACAAAGCUCCAAGGAUAGCACUGGCUCCUCCGACUCGGAUAGCUCCUCAGAUGAUGAAUCCCUGCCCAAUACCACACCAAAUCCUCCAAGUGGAAAUGAACCACCGCCGGAGAAGGCACAAAAGGAGACAGAAGCCGGUGCCGAGAUUUCAGCGCUUGUGAACUAUGUUCAGCCCAUACAUUUUAGCUCCUUUGAGAAUGCCGAGAAAAAGAAUCGCUGCUAUGAGAUGUCAUCGUUUGAUGAGAAACAGGCCACCACUCUGCUUAAGGAACGGCCCAUUGAGUUUGUCAACUAUAAUAAACAUCAAUUGUCGCGAGUUUAUCCGGCGGGCACACGCUUCGAUAGCUCCAAUUUUAUGCCACAACUUUUCUGGAAUGCCGGCUGUCAAUUGGUGGCUUUGAAUUUCCAAACUUUGGAUCUGGCUAUGCAACUUAAUUUGGGUAUUUUCGACUAUAAUGCACGUUCGGGUUAUUUACUUAAACCGGAGUUUAUGCGUCGUUCGGAUCGUAGAUUAGAUCCAUUUGCCGAGAGCACUGUGGAUGGCAUUAUAGCUGGAACUGUGUGCAUUACCGUACUUUCGGGACAAUUUCUAACGGACAAGCGUGUGAAUACAUUUGUGGAAGUGGAUAUGUAUGGCCUGCCGGCGGAUACAGUACGCAAAAAGUUUCGCACCAAGACAGUACGAGAUAAUGGCAUGAAUCCUGUGUACGAUGAGGAACCAUUUGUCUUUAAGAAAGUCGUGCUGCCCGAAUUGGCUAGCAUACGUAUUGCAGCCUAUGAGGAAGGUGGCAAAUUGAUAGGACAUCGUGUGCUGCCCGUAAUUGGUCUUUGUCCCGGCUACAGGCAUGUGAAUCUGCGCUCCGAAGUGGGUCAACCCAUUGCCCUGGCAUCGCUAUUCCUUUGUGUGGUUGUCAAGGACUAUGUGCCCGAUGAUCUAUCGAAUUUCGCUGAAGCUCUGGCCAAUCCCAUCAAAUAUCAAAGUGAAUUGGAGAAGCGAGACAUUCAGCUGUCCGUGUUGACAGAUGAGACGGAUGCUAUAUCCAAUCAGGAAGAGGAAUUAUCCAAGUCAUUCGUUUUCGUCCAAGUAGGUGGCCAGAAGAAAGAGCUACGCCCCAUCGAAUCGUUAGCCACAUCACCAAAACACAGAGCCAGCAUAUCGGCAGCGGCUGCUCUCAGUGUUGAGGUGCCAAUGGAUCGUCCCGAUGGCAGUGGCCGCACCGCUGAGGAUAGUAUUUCUCAAGUGGUACCCAGUAUUCAGCAUCAGCAUUCUCUCGAUCAAUCUGUGAGCACUUCCAUACGUCAGGUGGAAUCCUCACAGUUCGAUGUGGAUUUGGUGGUGGCUGAACCACUGGAAAAGCUGCUCGAACACAAAACGGUGCGUGAGAAACGUCUCGAGAUGGAGAAAAAACUUGAAUCGUUGCGCAAGAAACACGACAAGGAGAAAAUCAAAAUUGCGGGACAGAAAUUGAGUCCACUGGAUGGGGGCAAGAAGCCAAAGUUUACUAUAACUAAUAAACUGGUGAAACGUCUCAGCAACAAGAGUCUUAAUUGUCUCUCUCCGAACAGCGAACCGGGCAUAGAAGUGCCACCCUGUCCCCUGGAUCUAGGCGAUAGCAGUGAAGAAAGUGCCGGUGGCACAGAACUGGGCGAUGAAAUGGCCACCAGCAGCAAUUUGGAAAGUACUCGAGAGUCACGUCUGCGUAGCGCUUGUAGAGAAUAUACAGCUCAAUAUCGUGAACUCCAAGAGAAAUAUCACGAGGCCAUCUAUGCGGCAGCCGAGAAAGUUCUAAAAACCUCACAAUCCGGUCAGACGAAACAGCUAAAAGCCUCGCUAGACAAAGUCACAGGCGAGGUAAUGCAUCAGCUGCAGGAAGCGCGACGAAGUGAGGUCAAGAACUUGGCCACAGUGCACAGAGAUCGCGAUGAAUUAGUCAGAAUGAAACGUGAAGUAGCCAGCUCCGUGGUUGAGCGUGGAGUGGCGGAACGUGUUCGACUGAAGCAGACUUUCGAUAAGCGAACAGAUGAAUUGCAAAAGCAACACGACUUUGUGCGCAAUGCCUUGGCCGAUCAUCGGGCCAAGGCCCGUCAAAUACUCGACAAAGAUGCCGAAUCUCGCAGCUGUGUUUCGAAUAAUGGCUUCCUGGUGCUCUUCCAUGGAACACAUCAUCAUGGCUGCUCAUCUGGAGCAGCAAUGGGGUCUGGCACCACUACAUCGGGCAAUAAUCUCACACUUAAUUUGGAUGGUGGCGGUGGCGGUGGAGCUGUUGGUGGUGAUUUAGGCAUUUCACCCGCCAAAUCUCACAACAGUAUUGUUAACGAAAUGAAGACGUAAAUUGUCUAUCUUUCUCAACCUCAAACCAAACCCCACCCCACCCCACAUUACCCCUAGUAAACUCCAAAGUUCACUUCACCUUCUCCCCCACUUAGAAUUAGAUGUUGUUCUUCGGUUUUCAGUAUUUGCGAUAGUUGUGUUAAAAAAAAAACAAAAAGGGAAAAACAUAAACAAAAAAAAAUAUGAAAUGAAAAAAGUCUUCGUAGCUCUUAAGUGGUGCAGCAGUUUUAAAUCAACUCUGAACCUUGACUAGUUAAACAAAAACAAAAAACCAGAAACCUAACUGUAACAGGAAUCACAUUUUUCUACUUUAACUGAACAAACUAGUUGUACUCUAUAUAAUUGUAUAUCUAGUGUAACUCUAACUGUCGGUGUAUGAACAAAACAAAAACAAAAAACAUCUAGAAAAAAAAAAACAAACGCAAAAAACAUACCAAAAGAUUAUUUCGGAAUGCCGAAUUAUAUAUAAACCCUUUGCAGAUAAGUUUGACUAUUGAUUCAAAAAAUUUUCAUUGAAUCACUUAACUUUUGUUUUAAACAAAUUUUUGUUCUACUUGUCCGAUUUAAGGAAAAGUUCAAAAACAUUUUUAUGAUGGAAAAUUCUCUAUUUUUAAGUUUUAAAACAAAAAUAGUGUUAAAUUCUGUUUGACUGAUUGAUUAUAUGUGAUUAUUUAAAAAAUAUAUAAAUAUAAGUUUUAUAUAAUUUAACGCACAAUCUGCACAAAAUUUCAAAGAGGUCAAUUUAGUCUCGCUUGGAUCUUUAUAUUUGUUUUAAGAACCUAAUUGAUUUGCUGAUGCUUUUAACUAUAAUUUGUUUUUUUCUCGUCUGCAUGGGUUUAUAUAGUUACCAAAAUCUUUGUCCAAACCGUAACGGUUUCUUCCUACAAUGAUACUUCUCUGAAACUCUGAGUGUCUAUUUAAGUCAAGCGAUUAAUAUUUAUUUAACUCUAUAUAUAAAUAUAUACGAACUAAGCGAUGCUAAUAAUGGGAGAGAGAGUCUACUCCAAUUUCUAAUGCUAAA
Drosophila willistoni is the source of this 5745-nucleotide messenger RNA. RefSeq names its product 1-phosphatidylinositol 4,5-bisphosphate phosphodiesterase classes I and II (gene Plc21C). The transcript is spliced from 17 exons. Gene Ontology annotation, biological process: phosphatidylinositol-mediated signaling; lipid metabolic process. The record is from RefSeq and is a predicted model, not a curated record. Gene Ontology annotation, molecular function: calcium ion binding; phosphatidylinositol-4,5-bisphosphate phospholipase C activity. The coding region runs from base 729 to 4724 and encodes 1331 amino acids. NCBI's taxonomy places the organism in Eukaryota, Metazoa, Arthropoda, Insecta, Diptera, Drosophilidae.